AUGAGAGCUGCAAAGUCAUUCAGAAAUGAGGAGUUGUCCUCCGCUCCCGCCACCACCACUGUUGGCACCCUCACCUCCCGGGUGACCAGGAAUGGGGAUGUCGUCAUGGAGAAAGACUCACUCAAUCAUGAGGACUUGGCAGGAGAUCGGGGCAUGAUAGACGAUAUCUUUGAUGAGACCUACCGUGAGAAGGAGGGCCCCAAACCUCCACUGCAAUACGUCUGGAGGAAUAUCAUCCUCAUGAGCCUGUUGCAUUUAGGGGGCAUAUUUGGGUUGGUGCUGAUACCUUAUGCAAAGAUCCAGACUUUGGCAUGGGGGGUCCUCUGCUUAGCAGGCUUGUGCAUUACUGCCAGUAGUCAUAACCUCUGGAGCCAUCGGUCCUACAAAGCCACGCUGCCCCUGCGGAUCUUCUUGACUAUUGCAAACUCCCUGGCCUUCCAGAAUGACAUCUACGAGUGGGUCCGAGACCACCGUGUCCACCACAAGUUCUCCGAGACAGAUGCGGACCCUCACAAUGCCAUGCGGGGCUUCUUCUUCUCCCACAUCGGCUGGCUGCUGGUACGCAAGCAUCCUGAUGUCAUAGAGAAGGGCCAGAAACUCGACCUGAGCGACGUCAAGGCUGACAAAGUGGUGAUGUUCCAACGGAGGUACUACAAGCCCUCAGUGGUGCUGCUAUGCUUCACGUUGCCCACUGUAGUGCCCUGGUACUUCUGGGAGGAAUCCCUCAUCAUCAGCUUCUUCAUUCCGGCCAUCCUGCGCUACGUCAUAGGGCUCAAUGCCACCUGGCUAGUGAACAGCGCUGCUCACAUGUUUGGCAACCGGCCAUAUGAUCGGUACAUCAGCCCACGAGAGAACCCCCUGGUCAGCCUGGGGGCCCUAGGAGAAGGCUUCCACAACUACCACCACACCUUCCCCUACGACUAUUCCACUAGUGAGUUUGGCUGGCGCUUCAAUUUAACAACAGCCUUUAUUGACCUCAUGUGCUUCCUGGGGCUGGCCAGUGAUCGCAAGAAGGUCUCCAAGGAGGUCAUCCUGGCUCGGAAAAUGCGGACUGGAGAUGGGAGUCACAAAAGUGGCUGAGUUCCUGUUCCCCUGCACACACACAUCCAUACCUCUCCUUCCUCCCUUUUUCUUCCUUUCUCCCUUCCUGACCCCUCUGAACACGCUGGACAAAGAUUUAAUGUUCUGUUUACUAACUACUGAAUAAUGAUACCAGUUUGCUUAAGAUAAUGAUAAUGAGUUUUAACCCCCUCCCACACUGUAUUUUAUGUGAUGUAUUUAAGACCUAGAACUCUGCCUUUAUAAUGCAAGGCCACCCCUUUCCGUCCUUUCUUUUUCCUUUUUGCUAUUCUUUUCUUUUUGUCUCUAUCCCUUCUAUCCCCUCUAUCCCCUCUUUCUCUUUACUUGUGUACCUGUCUCUCCCUGGCAGAGGAGCUGGUAGAAAGUAGCCUAGGGUAUCCCCAUUGCAGCAGGCUAAAUAAUAUGGAGUUAGGGGAAUUCUGUACCAGCCAGCUGAAGAGUUGAGCCAAAGUCAGUGAUUUCUUCCCCCGACCUACCCCCAGAAACUCCCUCCUCUCCUUCCUCUGUCCCUCCUCCUUUCUUAAGGGCUGCUGACACUUGGUAUCACUAAACUGCUUUCUCUGGGAAAAGCAGCCCCAUCCCCUUCCCUUGCCAUCAGAAAGAGAGAGCAUGAAGUUGUCUCUCCGCCUUGCACCUCACUGCGGUGAGCCUCUCUGGCUCGCGCAGGUGGAGAACAGGCCAGGGGAAGCUGGGGCUUCCAGCUGGGGCCCCAGAAGUCUCUGGAGGGCUCCAGGCAGGUCCAUCAGUCGGCCACAAGGAAUGGCUGUAGCUGACAGCACUGGAGACAGGGAGCCUCCAUGGCCUUAUUGUCUCCUUGGUCUGGCAUCACAACCUCCCUCCUGUCACCAGCCUGCUGUGCCUCAGGGCUGCGGCUGCCUGCAGAGACUGGACGCAGAGCCGGGUGCUGGACUCCAUGUGCGCCUUUGGAAAGCUGUGGAGAGAAGGGCUGCACUGGGAGACAGAGGGCUGUGCCACCUGAUGCUAUGGGACUGGACUGGCCUGAGGUGGUUUUGUUUGGAUGCCAUCGAGAUUUGGCCCGCAAAUGGGACUUUGCCAAAAUGGAGGGAGGGAGAAAGAUGUAAACCAAAGCUCCACCACUGUGUUAAGCUGCUUGAUGUGCUAGAAGAGCAGGGUUCCCGCUGCAUGGCAAGCGGAUGUCCUUGUGUCCGUGUGCGUCCUGUGGACUCCCUGGUACCGAGCACAAAGCAGGAGGGGCAGCUGGCACCGCCUCUAAGCAGCUGGGGUGGCGAGGGACAGCCUAGAAACGCAGCAAGGAGGUGAGGGUAUCUCAGAGGGUUGAGCAAGCUGGUCUCUCUGUCCACAUGGGCUCCACUCUGUCGAUUAACAAGUGCCUACCAAAAACUGACAUAGAACCAGGUGGCACCGAGGGCUUGAGGGAAUCGAGGCCUCCUGGGCAAGAUGCUAGUCCCAGCAUGUGCCACCUCCAUAAUGAGAUGGGGCCAGACCAAGAGAGGAGUUGGGAAUGAGUUGUUUUCCUGCCUGUGGUCUACCGAGGUGGUUUGCAGUUGGAAAGGCUCCAGAGAUAGCAUGGGACUGGGGAGAGGGAGGGAGAGAGUGGCUCCUUGUUAGGCCCUUAGCUUGCCUCUGCGGGUUGGUGCCUGAGGUGCCCCACCGGUGCUGGAGCAGCAGCAGUGCAUGCUGGCCCCCACAUAGCUCACAGCGCAGCGGAGAGCCGCCCAACAAGGAAUGGCUGCUGCCUUGCUUCCUAGCUUGGCAAGUACACCGUUUGCCCAUGACAGCACACAGCGAGGGUGGCUGAGUUGCUUAAAGGUUGGUGACAUCACCCAAGGCCCUGAGACAUUAUGAGCAUGCAGUCGAAGGGUAUGUUGGAUUAAAAAAAAAAUCCUUGGGGGCAUUGUUUCCUGCAAGCUGCAGAGACCACAGCUUGAGUUCAGGCGGAGGGUUAAGUUCUGGGUGUAGCGGUCCCGAGCCCCUCCCCAGACUGAACAAGCUUUUUUCCCCCCAUUAUUUUUUUUUAUUAUUAUUAUUAUUAUUAGUCGUAGCAAUAGUAUAAUUUUUUUGUUGCUUAAAUGCAUCAAACGGAGCUGGAGGAAAGCACAAGAGGUGGCCAAGGGUGGCUGGAAAGAGUUGGUGUUGGAGUGGGGCUUGUAGCGUUUCCCCUAUCCGGACAGGCCAGGGAAGGCAGAGGCAAAGCAGAUGCCGACUUCCUCAUCCUCAGCUGUGCCACGUCACAUCCAGGCAAGCUUUGUGGGAGUGAGUCUCCACAGCUCUGCCUUCUUCUGCUGCUGGGAAAUGCCCCAGGAGCCAGGACGGCUCUGUGAUACUCUCCUUGACAGAACACGCUUGUUGCUGAGAAGUCCUUCUCCUUUCCUUUUCCCUCCCAUGAUUUCAGAGGGGUUUAGACAGGAAGUCCCCAGAGAGGAUGAAUUUGCUCCAUCCAGGAAUUUGAAAGGCUGGUGGGGAGGGGAGAAGGUGAGGAGAACAAUUUCCCUGCUCCUGGUGCCCUUAAUGUGUUGUGUGACAUACCCUAUGGCAGAGAAGUGUGCCAUGACAUGCUGCAAUAUUUCACAUCCUCUCAGCAGAGAAGCAGGGUUUGACAUCAAGGGUUCCCUUCAAAUUUCAAGUGCUUAUUUGGGUCCAGAGAUCUGGAAUUAGGGUGGAAGCUGAGGAGCAGUAACCAAACAGUCCUGGUGUUUGCCCAGUCACUUUAAAGGUAGAUUGGCAAAUAUCUCUGGGUGCCUUAAAUCUUUCUUUAAUAUACAUAGGAGUGUUGACAGCUAUUUGCGGUAACUUUUUUUCUUUUUUGCUGAAUUUUAAACAUUUGAGGGGUUUCUUAAUUAUUUAAUUGCCUACAUUGAACUGUGGGUGCAGGUGAUUUUGAAUGUACUUGAGUUAGAAUUUUUGUUAGAUUAAGA
Molecule: messenger RNA, 3977 nt
Organism: Struthio camelus australis
Lineage: Eukaryota; Metazoa; Chordata; Aves; Struthioniformes; Struthionidae
Source: RefSeq, a predicted model, not a curated record